This is a messenger RNA of Triticum urartu, 355 nucleotides long. The record is from RefSeq and is a predicted model, not a curated record. Lineage: Eukaryota; Viridiplantae; Streptophyta; Magnoliopsida; Poales; Poaceae.
CCCCGCCGCCCGCAUCCGCAAGUACAACUGGAGUGUGAAGGCCAUCAGGCGCAAGACCACCGGCACUGGAAGGAUGAGGUACAUGCGCCAUGUGCCUCGCAGGUUCAAGAGCAACUUCAGAGAAGGUACCGAGGCUGCCCCCAGGAACAGGGCCGCGGCCAACUAGGUCUGGAUUUUGCCCCAUCAGGAAUCCUGUGAAGCUAGAAUUUAAAGACUUUUUGCUUGGAUUGUACCCUGCCUGAACUAUUGUUGCUAUAGAAUUGAGUAUGGAUCUGAUAUGUUUUGUUGCAUGGGUUUGGAAAUUGAUCUCUGAAUCUAAGACCAAAUUUGUCUGAAUGUUACGAGUACUUGAUCA